AAAUGGCCGAUAAAUCCGAAUUUCGGGAAUCAGUAAAACAAAAGCCUUCGAAGUCCUCUAAACUAUUCGUGGUUGCUAUAGACUUCGGAACUGCUUUCUCUGGCUAUGCUUACUCAUCAAAGGCAGAAUGGACUAAGGUUUACGCAAACAAGUGGUCAGGAGGAGAGCAAAUAUCCUAUAAAGCCCCCAGUGCACUUCUUCUUAACCCAGAUGAAUCGUUUAAUUCUUUUGGAUUUGACGCUGUGAAUAAUUAUGCUUCUCUUGUUGCUGAUGAAGAUUGUCAGGACUAUUUUUUUUUUCAUCGCUUCAAGAUGAUACUGAAGACAAGCCUAGAGGAGAGGGUUCACAGGAAAACACAAUGCGUCGCUGAGAAUGGCAAGUCUGUAGAUGCAAUGAAGGUCUUCACUUUGUCUAUAAAUUAUAUGAAGGACCACUUAUUUACAUUCCUUCAAGAUAAAGUAAUUAAUUUGUCUAUGGAGGACAUCGAUUUUGUCAUCACGGUCCCUGCAAUUUGGGAUGAUACAGCCAAGAUGUUCAUGCGAGAGGCGGCAGAAAGUGUUGGUAUUAAAAGAGAUCGUUUGAAAAUAGCAUUAGAACCUGAAGCUGCCUCUAUCUAUUGUCAAUUAAUGCAUUUGGAAUCCUCCGACAACAGCAGGUUCUUCUUGGCAGGGAAAGAAGUUGAUGCAAAGUAUAUGGUACUUGAUCUCGGAGGUGGAACAGCAGAUAUCACUGUUCAUCAGCUGAAGAAGGAUGGAACUUUAGCAGAGCUGGUGCCAGCAAGUGGAGGUGCCUGGGGUGGAACAUGUGUAGAUCAAGCAUUCCAAGAUUUUCUUGUAGAGUUGCUUGGCGAAGAUGUCAUGAGGAUAUUCAAAAUGGAUCCGGAAUACGUUGAAGAUUAUUUUGAUUUUUGGCAAACUUUUGAAAUCAAAAAACGAAGUUUUGAAACAAGCAAAAAAGAAACAUUUCUUCUUCGUCUUCCUGUUGGACUUGCAGAUAUUGUGGCAGAUAAAAUGAACAAGAAAGGCAAUAUAACCAAUAAAAGCAAACAGGAAAUGACAUCAGAUAUCAUUAUGCAAGAAGUCAUAAGAAAUUCCAGAUUUAAAGACGAACUGAAUUUUGAACACGGAAAACUUCAGAUGAAAUACGCCUUCUUCAAACAAAUGUUUGACCCUACUGUAAAAUUACUAACCGACCAUUUAUCUAAACUUAACAAAGAUAUUGGAGAGGAUUUAAAAGUGAUUCUCAUGGUAGGGGGAUUUUCCGAGUGUAGCAUUGUCCAAGAAGCUGUCAGAGAGGUCUUUCGAGACAAAUGUAGAGUUGUGAUUCCGAAUCAAGCCGGUCUUGCUGUCCUGAAAGGAGCUGUCUAUUUUGGACACCAACCAUAUCUUAUCUCGGAACGUGUCGCGAGGUAUACUUAUGGAAUUCAAACUUGGCCGAAAUUUGAUAAAGCAGUGCAUAAGACAUCAAAGUUUGUCAUGAUGGAAGAGGAAGAAAGAUGCAGAGAUGUGUUCUUCCGAUUUAUUGCGAAGGGAGAAAGGAUUAAACCUGGAGACAAGAAAUCGUACAUAUUUAACGCACUAAAACCAGGAGAAAGGGCGCUAGAAUGUGGCGUAUUCAUUUCAACUGAGGAGGACCCUCAAUAUGUUGAUGAAAAGGGUUGUGUUAAGCUAGGGGUUCUGGAGGUUCCAUUACAGAGUGUUAGACUUGAUGGGAAAUUAGAAAUAGAAGAAUCUUUGAUAUUUGGUCACACAGAAUUACAAGUAACAGCUUGCAAUUGUCACAACAAGAAAGAAUAUAAAGUUACUUUUGAUUUGCUUUCUCCUGAAAUCAAUUUCCCCGAUAAAUAAGCGCGUUUUCUAUGUCCUACAUGUAAAUGCCAGAUAUGUUCUACUAUUCAACUCUUAUCUAUGACUCAUGGUCUGAAUUCCACAUCAUAAAAUGUGCUUCAGUUUGAGGGCAAUUGAGACCUCUGCCAAAAUUAUUAUUCGAACAUGAAAUUAGUGGCAAAGAAGCCUAUUAACUGAUUUGGUAGAACCUUCAUUUCUAUUUCAGUAAUUAUUAGGAUAAGUAACACUUUAAAUGACCAAAUUAGGUGUGUUUGCCAUGUUAGUCAAUUUUAUUUAAUUAACACAUGAAAAUGACGGUUAUCAAAGUGGUGUUCUUAAUCGUUACAUGUAUACACGUGCAUUAAAAGUGUAAUAGAACAGGAAUACCCCUACCCACACCUCAAAUGUAACCCCAGUCUUUCAACUUUUGUUGUCAUCUGAAGUCUCUCAGAUGACCUGUUGCAAUCUGUUUUCAUCUGUCGUCGUGUGUCGUUCGUAAAUUUUUGAACAUUUUCAGCUUCUCACAAACCACUAAACCAAAUUUAACUAAUUUUUGUACAUAACAUC
Saccostrea echinata is the source of this 2393-nucleotide messenger RNA. RefSeq names its product heat shock 70 kDa protein 12A-like. The coding region runs from base 3 to 1847 and encodes 614 amino acids. Gene Ontology annotation, molecular function: ATP binding; ATP-dependent protein folding chaperone. The transcript is spliced from 4 exons. Lineage: Eukaryota; Metazoa; Mollusca; Bivalvia; Ostreida; Ostreidae. The record is from RefSeq and is a predicted model, not a curated record.